Cylindrotheca closterium is the source of this 1620-nucleotide messenger RNA. The record is from the annotation of a GenBank genome assembly. NCBI's taxonomy places the organism in Eukaryota, Bacillariophyta, Bacillariophyceae, Bacillariales, Bacillariaceae.
AUGUCCCAAUUAAAAGAUAUCAGCCCCAAUGCUGAAAUUGUCUCCAAGACGCAGGCUCGUGCCGUCAACGUCGCUGCUGGAGUUGGUCUUAUGAACGUGCUGAAAUCUAAUCUGGGUCCUCGGGGUACUUUGAAACUUUUGGUGGGCGGUGCCGGACAACUCAAACUGACAAAGGACGGCUUGGUUCUACUCAAAGAAAUGCAAAUUCAACAUCCCACUGCUGCCUUGAUUGCCCGAACGGCCACGGCCCAAGAUGAUGUCACGGGAGAUGGAACCACUUCCACAGUGCUCCUGUGCGGUGAACUGAUGCGUCAAGCUGACAAGCACAUUUCUGAAGGUUUGCAUCCUCGCAUCUUGGUGGAAGGUUUUGAGAUGGCGAGAGAAGAAGCCUUGAAAUUUUUGAACGAAGUGAAGGUCGAAAACGAGGAAGAUGUGAUUCAAGAUCGGGAUUUGUUGCAAUCCAUAGCUUUGACUAGUUUGGCGACCAAGUUGGAAUACGAUUUGAGUGUGUCUUUGGCGGAUGCUCUAGUCAGCUGUAUUCAGUGUGUUUACGAAAGUCCAGAUGAGCCAAUUGAUCUGAACCGGGUGGAAGUUCUUUCCAUGACCAGAGCCAAGGAAUCCAGAUUUGUCAAUGGAAUUGUCUUGGAUCACGGCGCCCGCCAUCCGGAUAUGCCAGAGGUCUUGGAAAAUUGUAAGAUUAUGACUUGCAACGUCAGUCUGGAAUACGAAAAGACGGAAACGCAAAGUGGCUUCUUUUAUUCCAACGCUGAAGAACGUGAAAAGUUGGUGGAGAGUGAACGCAAGUGGCUUGAUGAUAGAUGCCGACAAGUCAUUGAAUUCAAGCGUGCCAUGUGCAAGAAGGGAGAGACAUUUGUCAUUAUCAAUCAAAAGGGUGUCGAUCCGCUGUCACUGGAUAUUUUUGCCAAGGAAGGCAUUCUAUGUUUGAGACGCGCCAAGCGAAGAAACAUGGAACGCUUGACAUUGGCCUGUGGCGGAUCUCCCAUUCAUUCCUUGCAAGAUAUGGAAGAAUCCCAAUUGGGCUAUGCCGGCAAGGUCUCCCAAGUCACUCUUGGUGAGGACAAGUACACCUUUGUGGAAGAAUGCGCCAAUGCCAAGUCGUGUACCCUUCUCUUGCAGGGACCAAACGAUCACGCCAUUGCCCAAUCCAAGGAUGCGGUGAAGGAUGGUUUGCGAGCCUUGAAGAAUGCCUUGGAAGACAAGGCCGUCAUUCCAGGUGCUGGGGCUUUUGAAAUUGCCGCUUCGUUGCAUUUGAUGCGAAAAGUAUUGCCUACCGUCAAGGGCAAGUCCAAAUUGGGUAUCCAAGCUUUUGCGGAUGCCCUCUUGAUCCUUCCCAAGACUCUCGCUGAAAACUCUGGACUUGAUGUUCAGGAUACCAUCUUCAAUUUGCAAGAGGAAAGAGAAUCGUCAAAUAUGAUGGUCGGUUUGGACGUCAAGACGGGGGAACCCAUCUUGCCAGCAGACGAAGGAGUUUGGGACAAUGUUCGAGUCAAGAGACAGUCUCUGUAUUUGUCCACUGUCUUGGCCAGUCAACUAUUGCUGGUGGAUGAAGUCAUGCGCGCUGGAAAGCAAAUGGGAAAGCAACCACAAAUGGAAGGCUAA